Molecule: messenger RNA, 533 nt
Organism: Dreissena polymorpha
Lineage: Eukaryota; Metazoa; Mollusca; Bivalvia; Myida; Dreissenidae
Exons: 2
Coding region: 106-507 (133 amino acids)
Source: RefSeq, a predicted model, not a curated record
UUUUCCUUACGUCAUAAUUUUCUGCGAAAAAUUGAUUUGCAUUUGUGCGUGAGAUAUUUGUGUACACGUGUGUUUGAUUUCGUUUGAAAGUUAAAAACUUAUGGAAUGGAUGCCGAACUUGAGGAUUUGGAAAGUAUCAUCUCAGACCACUUUGGUCGUACCCCGGCGAGUACACCCGUUUGUUCCCAGACAUUUGAGGCGAGUGACGAGAGCGACGUGGAUAUUACCAGCUACGCCUACAUUUGUCAGGGUCGUGUGAGGUCUAUGGUGAGUGAAAAUAUUGAUGCGAGUGAUGACAACGAUAACGACAACGAAGCCGAUCAAAUCCAUGGUCGAUCACUGUCAGAAGAUGAAAACCAUGCUCACAACGUAACAAGCGCUGGCGUACAUGAACAAGGAGAGUGUGACCCUGAAAGGUUAGCUGUAGAGCAUUUCAUGAAGGGAUGUGGAUGUGGCAGGCAUUGUCAAAAGAACUUCACGCCAUCUUCGGUGUAUCAGUCUAUUUAAGACAUGCGUGAGAAGAGUAAAGAUGA